This is a messenger RNA of Mytilus californianus (California mussel), 6514 nucleotides long. RefSeq names its product transcription initiation factor IIA subunit 1-like. The transcript is spliced from 9 exons. Gene Ontology annotation, biological process: transcription by RNA polymerase II; transcription initiation at RNA polymerase II promoter. The record is from RefSeq and is a predicted model, not a curated record. Lineage: Eukaryota; Metazoa; Mollusca; Bivalvia; Mytilida; Mytilidae. Gene Ontology annotation, cellular component: transcription factor TFIIA complex. The coding region runs from base 136 to 1020 and encodes 294 amino acids.
CGCCCUCUAGACAUACGGGAUUUAAUACCAGCUAUAUAAGCGGAGCAGUGGCAGUCAACUUCGGCUUUCUUACAGCCCACAAGUCAGAGAAAUAUAUGACUCGUUUUUCUCGGACAUAAACAAACCAUUUCAAUAAUGGCUACACCUAAUCAGGUGCCGAGACUAUACAAGUCAGUUGUUGAUGAUGUGAUAGCUAAUGUCAGAGAAGCCUUUCUUGAUGAAGGAGUUGAUGAGCAAGUCUUGCAAGAAUUAAAACAGUCUUGGGAAAGUAAACUUCAGCAGUCAAAAGCAUUAGAUCCAGUAAUAGAAUCAACAGAAACAGGAAUACAACUACCCACCACAAUACAGUAUACAUCACAGGUGAUGCAUCAACAAGCCCCACCAAGAACACAAGCCCAAAUACCUGUUCCUGUACAUAUAGCCACACAUCAAGGAGGUGAAAUAAGCCAACCAGCAGCAGUAGCAGCGAUGGCAUUACCACAGGGUGUGUUCCAGCAACAAUUACAGGCCUUAGCAGCCCAAGGGUAUACAUUAUUACCCACCAGUAAUGGCCAGUUUAUUAUACAAGCAGCAAUGCCUCAACAACAGCAAGCAGCUACAGCCCAGAUUGUAACAACUAUACCACAGCAAGCUACUUUAGUCCAGAAUAGACAAGUCCCAACUGUUGUGCAAAAUAGUCAGAAUACCCAAGGGGUUUUACAGUUUGAUGGUGCUGAUGAUUCCAGUUCAGAAGAAGAUGAUGAUGACGACAAUGAUGAUGACGAUGAUGAUGAAAAUGAUGAGAACAAAGAUGGUGAAGAUGAAUUCCAGGGAGAAGAAGAGGAGCCUUUAAACUCAGAAGAUGAUGUUAGUGAUGAAGACCCUACAGAUUUGUUUGACACAGAUAAUGUUGUUGUUUGUCAGUAUGAUAAGAUAAACAGAAAUAAAAAUAAAUGGAAAUUCUAUUUAAAAGAUGGUAUCAUGAAUCUCAAUGGCAGAGACUUUGUUUUCCAGAAAGCUAAUGGUGAUGCUGAGUGGUAAAUGUGUUGUUUAUUUUAAACCUUCCAAGGGUAUGAUGGUGCAAUGUUUCUUCAGUUGUGGAUGAAUAUUUUAAGCUAGUUUUAAUAGUUGUAUGAUGAACUCCACCUAUUGUUGAUGAAUGUUUGACAGAGCUACUGUUAUAUUAUUUUCAUUUGAUGUUAUGAUGUGUUUCUAUUUUGUUUUGCCAAAAUCCCUUAUAUAUACACCAAAUAUUGGACAUGGUCAAAACUUAUUUGUUUAUUGUAUAUGAAAAUAGGUUACCAGAUGCAGUUAUGUUAGAAGCAUUCAAUUGAUGAAAAUUGGUUAAAAGGAUUUGCAUUUUUUAUUAAUUUUUGUAAGACGACCAGACCAUUCCAUGUAUAUUUUGCUUGUGAUACAACAGCUUCUGUGAAGAGUAAAGAAAUUGGCUUUCCAUUACAUUUUUUUAAAUAAACAUUUUCUGAAUUUUAUAAACCCUCUUCUGUAAUCAGAUAGAAAUCAGUUUCUUUUUUACUUUUUGUAUAUUUAGAAGUAGCAUGUUGUAUUGAUUAGAAUAUUUCCUUACUUUGGGACCAGAAAGGCCAGUAAAUCAUUAUUUGCUUUAUCUGUAUAAUUUUUUUGUAAAGGAAAGGAUAAACUAAAUGUCAUUAUUUUUCAAAACAAUAAUUAUAAGAUUUAUUGAAAAAUUAGUUUUGAUAUGUAGCUUGAUUUGUGAUGCAUUAUUUAUUACAAAAAUAACAUGCAACAAACAUCAUAGUACAUGUAAUAUCACAUCCAUCAUGAAAUUAGGCAUCUGUAAUUGAAAUAUGAAAGUAGAUAUAUACUCUUAGAUCUAAAUUGAAUACUAUUUGUGUUCAUUUCAAUGCUAAAAAUGUUAUGCCAAUAAAAGGUAUUCUGUCAAGUGUUCAAAACAGUGUAGAUCCAGGUUCAAGGAUGUUUAUAAAGUGGCGUUGCACAGAACUUUGAAACAUUAAAUUUGUUAACAGAAGCAAAGGCAGUAAAUUUUUUUUAGUACUAUGCAAAUAUAUUCAGCUGAGGAACACAAGAGGACCCUGUCAAAAUUCAAAUAGGAAAGUCUGGAUCAUUAUCUAAAACAAAUCCCUGUCCUUGUGAAAAGGCUUAUUUAUAUUGACAGGUACUGUCACAAAUUUUGUUUCCCUACAAACUCUGAUAAUAAGUUUUCAAAUUUUAGAUAAUGUAUAUAAAAAAUUCCUCUAUUAAGUUUCAGUGUUAAGAUUUUCAAAUUGUUAUAUUUCUUCAUGAGCUUUGUGUAACAGAUGCAAAUUAAAAGCAUGUGAUUGAAUAUUAUUUUAGUGAACAAAGUGAUACCUAAUCAGAAUUUGAAAUAGAUUUCACUAAAAGUCUAAAGAUAUAAUGAAAGAACAUUUUAUUGUGAAGUGAAUUUGGCAGUUUUGAGUUAGUCUUUAAAUAGACUAUACAUUUUAUUGGCAUAUAAUUAUGAAAAAAAUAUUCUGCUUUACUUCACCUAAUUUUGUUCUAAAAAAAAUCAUUUAGUUCUAAAAUAUGCAACAAGCAGAAUUUAAUGUUCUUUACAGAGGAUUUUCUGCCCUUGUGUUAAAAUUUUACAGGUUCAGAGUCCUGAGUUUUUUUCGAAUAUUUAUAAAAGGUUUGAUUUUUUUGCCAAAGACUUAUAGUUUUAAGCUUGAAUAUGUGAAUGUUAAAUUCUAAGUUUAAAACUGUCAUAGGCAAACAAAAGGGAAAAUGUUUUUAGUUGGGUUUUUUUUGUGGUUUCGUGGUAGUAGUCAUUCUAGAAAUCCAUUGAAAUUGCUUAUCAGCAAAUACUGAUACAUUUGCAGUGUCAAAUUGGCCUGAAACGGAUGUAUGAGUUAAAUAGAUAACAAAAAAUUAUGAAUUAAUAUCAAGUUGACAAUUUUCAUAACAGAGAACCUUUUGAUACAAUUGUUAUAUUUCUUUUAUGUCUGAACAAUGUUGCGGAUGUGACCUUGAAAUAUUUAAAUAUGUUAUUGAAAAUAUAUUCAUUACCUAUAAAAGUAUAGGAAUAAUACACUGUCCUGUGGAAUGAUACUGAAUGUGUUAUAACAUGUUUUGGAAAAGGUUGUACAAGAAUUAGAAAUUGACUGUUUAUGAUGAUAUAUUGUAAAUGUCUUGUGAGAAAUAUUUAAAGAGUAACAAAAUCAUGUAACUUUUUGUACUGCACUUUAUUUUCCCUAUCUGUAAAUCAGGAAGUGUGCAAAAAAAGUAGACUAUUUUUUUGGUUUUCUUUUUGGUUAUUUUUUUAAGAUCUUGCAUUUAACUUUCUUUUUUGUUUUGUGUAAUUUAAGUCAUUGUACAUUCGUUUUUUGUGUAGUUAAUGAUAUACAAUCAAAGAUUUAGUACUGUUAAACAACUAUCAUAUCAAUUGAUAUUAAAUCAUGUACACUUUACUAUAUGUCCAAUUUAUAUAAUACUUGUUUUAGUAUGAGAUAUUUUAUCAACUUGAAAGGAGUGUAUAAUGUUAUUCCCUAGUCGAUCAGUUUAUUUGUAAUUUGGUCUUUUCAUUCAUAUAUAGCAUUAUUUCUGUAAUAGGUUUUCUGGCUGGCACUUUGUUAUUUUGCAGAAUAUUUAGACAUGUGCAUAUAAAACAGGAAUUUAGAUUUUUCUUCAAUUUUUCACAAAAUUGUUGAAUUGUUGAACCUAAAUCCAUGUUUGUAAACUUUGAAAUAUUUAGCACAUGGUUUGUCUGCCUAUCUCCGCUUACAAAUUUUAAGCUAGGAGGGCCUGUACUAGUUUACCACUGUCCAUCUCCCUGUAACAUAAAUCUGUUCCAUUUCUGAUCUACUUUCUGUAGUCUGCUUACUUAUUGCUGGUAAAAUCUAUUUCCUUUCCCUUAAAAGCAAACAAUAGCUGACACUAUAUCUUGUUUAAGACAAUAGUAUGAUUUUGUUCAUAUCGAGAAAUAGACCUGUUAUCUGCAUUCAGAUUUUAAACAGUAAAAAAAAUAAUUGAGGAGUUGAUCAAUUCAGUCAUAUGUUAGUUUAUGAUAGUUUGGCUAAAUAGAGUACAUGUCUGGAAAUGUUGAUUGUUUUUUUUCAAUUUUCUACCUACAACGUUUGAUAAUGCAGACUUCUAUAGGAAUUGGCAUCAAAUAUGUAUUAAGAAUACCAUUUCAAAUUAAACCUAAACUUCUCUAUAUUUCAAAUUAGUAACAGUACUUACCAUGUUUUAGUCCAUGGCUGAGUGGGGACAAGUUUUUUGUCUUGUUUUUUACAUUAUUCUCAGAUAACUUUGAUGUAUCCUAGCAUUGAAGAUGUGUGUAAAUAAUUCCAAAGGGUUUCCUCAAUUCUGAAAGGCUAAAAGAGACAUAAUCAAAAGCAAUAAAUGCAUAGUUUUGUAUUUACUUUUCCACUUUAUCUCCUGACUGCAUCUCCUACGGUUUUUAUACCCCACCCAACGAGUUGCGGAGGGUAUAAUGUUUUUGACCCGUCUGUCAGUCCGUCAGUCCUGUUUCUUGUCAUCGCAACUCCUCUCAAACCACACAACAGAAUUUCACGAAACCUUUUUAGAUAAUAAGGACAUACUAUGUAGUUGUGCAUAUCGACAGGAAAUUGCGAUUCAAUUUUUUUUCUAGGAGUUACGCCCCUUUGAACUUAUUUACUUUAAUGUACUACUGCAACUGUUUGUCAUCGCAACUCCUCUGAUACCACACAACAGAAUUUCAUGAAACCUUUUUAGAUAAUAAGGACAUACUAUGUAGAUGUGCAUAUCGACAGGAAAUUACGGUUUAAUUUUUUUCUAGGAGUUACGCCUCUUUGAACUUAUUUGCUUCAAUGUACUAUGCAACAGUUUGUCAUCGCAACUCCUCUGAUACCACGCAACAGAAUUUCAUGAAACCUUUUUAGAUAAUAAGGACAUACCAUGUAGAUGUGCAUAUCGACAGGAAAUUACGGUUCAAUUUUUUUUCUAGGAGUUACGCCCCUUUGAACUUAUUUACUUUAAUGUACUACUGCAACAGUUUGUCAUCGCAACUCCUCUGAAACCACACAACAGAAUUUCAUGAAACCUUUUUAGAUAAUAAGGACAUACUAUGUAGAUGUGCAUAUCCACAGGAAAUUACGGUUCAAUUUUUUUUCUAGGAGUUACACCCCUUUGAACUUAUUUGCUUUAAUGUACUACUGCAACAGUUUGUCAUCACAACUCCUCUGAAACCACACAACAGAAUUUCAUGAAACUUUGUAGAUAAUAAGGUCAUACUAUGUAGAUGUGCAUAUCGACAGGAAAUUAUGAUUCAAUAUUUUUUUCUAGGAGUUACGCCCCUUUGAACUUAUUUGCUUCAAUGUCUUCUGCAACAGUUUUUCAUCGCAACUCCUCUGAAACCACACAACAUAAUUUCAUGAAACUUUGUAGAUAAUAAGGACAUACUAUGUAGAUGUGCAUAUUGACAGGAAAUUAUGAUUCAAUUUUUUUUUCUUACACAUAUUUUAUUUCUCCAAUGACAAUGUGAGGACGUGGGGUAUGUGAGCGCGCUCACUAAGGUUCUUUAAUGUUGAUUUUGUACUGUAAUACCAAAUCAGGGUAUUGAUUACUAUGGUGUAGUGAACUUUGUAGUGAAUGCCUAAUGUCUUUAGGUCUUACAAUAUUUACUAAGAAUGUAGUUAAUUGUUAAAUUUUGAGUUGAUACCCAUUAUAAUUAAGAAUUGAGACACAGCAGGUUUUUUCAAUUAAGAAUUGAAACACAGCAGGAUUUUUCAUUUGUCAUGAUAAAUAAUCCUACUAAAAUAAAAUGUCAGUUUUACACUAAAUGUUUUGUUCGGAUGGUGUAUGAUAUCCCACCAUAUCGUAUGUAACUGUGAUUAAAAUGAUCUAAUUUAAGUUAGAUCUAUAAGUUGAGAGUUCACUUCUUCAGUUCUAAAUGAAAAUUUCUUGUCUCAGCCUGCCAAAAUUUUACUGUUUCAAACAUUUUCAUUUGCACUUUUCUUAUUUCUUCUGUGGAGAGGUUGAGAUGUAAAUGUAUAAAAUGAAUAUGAUAUAUAUUAAAUAUUCUCAUAAAUUCUUUCUGCUUUGAAAAAGAGGUUGAUAACAUUAAAAGGGCUUUUCCCAAUUUUUCAAAAUAGUUGAAAAUUUGCUUUCACUAAUUUCAAAUUUUAUAUGAAACAUUUGAUUAAAUUAUAAGUCUGUAGCUUUUAGUAUUGUGACUGUUUGAUAAACAAAAAUGUAUAUAUAGUUUUGGUAACUCGUAUUCAUGAUAACAUGCCUUUUCUCAGAUUUUUUAUAAAAAAGAAACAUUAAAAAAAUAUUAAAAUUUUUAUCUUCAGUAUUUUAAAGGUAAAUGGUAUUUUUGUCUUUUUUAACAUUGACUCAUUUGCUACUAUUUAGAAUAAUUAGCUGGAAUUAUUUUGAAUAUUUCCUUAAAAAUGACUAAGUUUUAAAUUGUUGGCAUUAUGUGUGAAAUGAUAAUGAUUUUCCUCAAGUAAUUCGAAUUUAUUUAUUGAUAUAUUUUUUCAAAGAAAAUUGCACAUUGUUGUAAUUUUUCAAGAAAAUAAAUAAAAAUACUGAU